This is a messenger RNA of Phragmites australis (common reed), 3642 nucleotides long. RefSeq lists its product as uncharacterized. NCBI's taxonomy places the organism in Eukaryota, Viridiplantae, Streptophyta, Magnoliopsida, Poales, Poaceae. The record is from RefSeq and is a predicted model, not a curated record. The transcript is spliced from 5 exons. Bases 135 to 3365 code for a protein of 1076 amino acids.
UCCACCUCCACCCGAAACGCACACGUCGCGCACCAGACCUCACCUCACCAUCCGUACGCCACACUCCACCGUCCUGGCCCAAACCCCGUGCCACUUUCCCCACCCACCGGGGCCACCACCCCGCCGCCGGCGCGAUGCUGCCCUACACCGGCGACCACCGCCGCUCGCCUCCCCCGCCGCCGCCGCGCGCGGCCUUUUCCUCCCUCUCCCCCUCCGCUGCCCCCUUCACCGUCUGCUGCCCCCACCCAGCCACCGAUCCGACGCCCGGCCGUGAUCUCCCCACCGCCCCGUCCGUCUACGCCGCGGGCGGGGAGUGGGGCAGCGCGUCGUGGAUGGAGCCUCCCGUGAGCUACAUGGCUCCCGUCGCCGCCGCCGCUGCCCCGCAGCCGGGUUAUAAAGGUGAGGCUUCUCAUAGUGCUCCCUAUGGCAUAUGCUCUGGGAAUAACUUUAGUAACUUUGCGGGUCUACAUUCCUUAAGAUCAGAGAGCUCAAAUUCGAUAAGUGAGAAGCAUCCAGGAACUUGCCAAGAAAGUUCAGAGGCCCUCUCUAAUGGUUUUGGACCAUCAGUUUUUCAUCAGCAACAGAAAGCUUUUGUGAGUAAAUUGCUUGAUCAUUCAGGAGCAGAGGAGACAGGACCUUAUCCCCCACGACAAGAUCUAAAUCAGUAUCCUUUUGGUUCUGCGUAUGACAAAUACAUGACACAGCUUUCGUCAUGUUCAACAGACACACAACCUCACAUCUUGUCUACACGAUAUGUUGAUUCAUCUGAAAUGGCCAAAGGAACGGUUCCAGUGAUGAAUGACACUAUUGGGGAAAGUUCCUUCUCCUUUUCUUCAUAUAUGAAUCCCUGUAGAAUCAAUCUUGAUUAUUUUGAUUGCAUGUGGAAUGAACAAAAAGAUCUUGGAUAUCAAACUAUUGAUAAACAGUGUGGAAAAUGGAGCAGCUCGGUGGGUGAUAUGGCAGCAGUGGGGAACUAUCAACUCAAUUCUCUUGGAGAGAACCACCAUGCUUCUGAGCGUUUUGGAAAUGGGAGGCAUAUACAGGAGUCCUCUGAAGUGAAGCAUGAUUUGGGAAGUUUCAAUUCCAAAGCUUCUACAGCUGAGCUUGGAUUGAUUCAGCCUCGUGAAUUUUCAUGUGAGUUGCUUGAGGUUAAUAACACCACUGUUGAUUCACCAUGUUGGAAGGGCACACCAGCCAUGUACCAGCCUUCAUUUGGUAUCAUGGAAAAUAAUGAUACUCCUCGUACGGUUAUAGGAGGCUACAACAGUUCAAAUCAAAACCAGAAGGCUCCUGAGUUUAGUUCUGGGUAUCCAGGGCGAUUCCCGGAACAUCAGGAAGCAUCAGGUUCUGAGAAUGACCCUUGGAAGACUUUCAAGUUGCCUUUGAGAUGUAUAAGCUCCAAAGAUCAUAAAGAAGUACCACCUAUCGAUGUCAGGGUUCAUAAUGAUAUGGAUAAUCAUGCUAGUUAUUUGCCUGACAAACAACAUGCCAGAACACAGAAAUGCUAUGAUUCUGGAGAAGAUUCUAAGAAUGUGAUAACUUCAAGUCAACAGGAAAGUUCUUGUCCUGCCAGCAAACCCAAACUUUUGGGUGAACAUAGUGGCAGACAUAUAGCAAGCAUGACUGAAGCAAUAAGUAAAAAACUGUUGAGUCCUAUUGCUAUUACUCCUAGAGUUCAUGUUGAUAAUUUGACAAGUGGAAGCCCACAUGAAAAUAGUUCUUCUGCGGCUGCGGAGAAAGAAGGAAGCACACAGAAAAGAGGUGAAGACUCUUCUCAGUGUUAUCCAGGUGCUGAGGGGAAUAUGCUGAAUAUUUCUUGUGAGACCAGCUCUAGCACUCGGGCAAUAUUUCUGAAACUAAUGCACAAUUUGUCGGUAGUGCUUCUAUCGUCUUGCAAGGGUGGUUCUUCAUUACAGGAAGACGAAGAGGGCCUUCUGCAAUCAGUGAUUCAAAAUCUUGCAGCUGCUAGUUCCAAAAGAAGCAAGAUUGAACAGAAAACUGAUGAGGGCUUGAGCAAAACCAGUCAAAUGAAAUUAAAAAAUAUUGAUUGUGCGAGGAACAACAUUUGGAUGGCAAUGCGUGGAUACUUGGCACCGGAGAAUGCUGAUUCAGAAUUUAAGGCCACUGUUUCACAGGUUUUAACUAAGCUCCCAGAGGAUAACAUGCUUGAUGACACUGAAGUUUCUCAGGCGUCAAUCUACAGGAAUUUGUGGAUUGAAGCAGAAGCUUCAGCGUGUAAACUUAAAUACGAGCUUCAACUUGCUCGUAUGAAGCUUGCGACAACAAAAGGUCACAACAACACAAUAAAAGUUCCUGACUCAUCGGAUGGCAGUAAAGGCUCUAACUCCUCUGUAUCCAGUAGCAAACCACAAAAUCAUGUCAAAGAAAGCAUUAGAUGCGCUGCGGCUUUGCAAUGUCAGGGAGGAGAUAGCGGUGACAGGCAAUCUCCUGCUAUAAAUAGGAGCAUUGUCAAUGGUGUUGAUGCUGAUGUUUUUGCUCGAUUUGAAGUUUUGCAGUCCCGCAUUGACAAUGUUAGCUCCUUUGGAGAGAUUGACUGUGAGGGGCAGAAAGAAGCAAUCAAGAACUCAUAUGCGAUUGAAGAUGCUGUUAUGGCUAGACUGAAAGUUUUGCAGUCUCGUCAGGACAAUGUAACCUCUUUGAGUCAGGAAAGCAUGCUAGAUGCAAGCACAAACAGAGCAGAUAAUAUUGAUGCUGCUGUUAUGGCCAGGCUGAGAAUUUUGGAGUGCCAUCCUAAUAAUGUAACCUUUUUUGGUCAGGAAAGCAGCAAGCAACAACUCGAUGCAAGCACAAAUAGAGAAGAUGGGGUUGAUGAUGAUGUUAUGGCUAGGCUGAGAAUUUUGAAGUCUCGACCUGAUAAUAUAACCUCAAUGGGUGGUGUCAGCAAGGAGCAUGAAGAAGCAUGUAGUGAUCGGUUGAAUGGGGAUGAAGUUGGCGUUAUGUCUUGUGGAGGCAAUGUCAACAUUAAAAGAAUUGUUAAACCAUGCUCGAAGUUUCUUAACUCUGAUGAUUUGGCAGACCGCUUGGAAAGAGGAGAUCCAGUUGGUGGCCUAGACUUUGCUGAUGGAACUUGUGUUAGGGAGAACGAGACAGAUGGUUCAGCCGAUGUAGCUACUCCCAAGAGGUGCAAAGCUCCAUCUGAUGAGGUGAACAACAAAGGUGCAGCCCAGGGUGAAGAUAAUUUUGGUGAAAACCAUGCGUGGCCUCAAACUGCAGGGGACGCUCAUGUUUGCACAGAAGGGUCUCAAGACUCGCACUUAAUCUCCACUCCAGUUCACCAGUAUGGCAGUUCGCCAUCAGAGUGGGAGCACGUGCUGAAGGAGAACUUCUUCCAUCCAGGCAAAUAGACAACCGAGGCAAACCGUAAACCGGAAAGCAACUAUUUCAGCUCAUGUUGCUUCAAAAAGUCUAUGCUUAUUGUAUAUAUGCUAUAAUAUACUUCACCUUUCCUCCCCCUUUUCUGUAUGACAAAAUAAACUGCACAACUGGUGAUCAUGUAAGCACACCGUCAGGUUUCUCUGUUUGGAUCUAUCCAAAAGUUAUCUACAUGUGACAAUUAUAUGUACCAGAAUUUACACUAAUUAUUAUAUAUAUUUACUCCCAGGAAAUGUGGGUCUUGUGAUU